Messenger RNA from Helianthus annuus (common sunflower), 1011 nucleotides. RefSeq lists its product as uncharacterized. NCBI's taxonomy places the organism in Eukaryota, Viridiplantae, Streptophyta, Magnoliopsida, Asterales, Asteraceae. The coding region runs from base 1 to 1011 and encodes 336 amino acids. The record is from RefSeq and is a predicted model, not a curated record. Gene Ontology annotation, molecular function: nucleic acid binding; zinc ion binding. The transcript has a single exon.
AUGUUUGACUGUAAACCACACUACAUCAACAUACUUCCUCAUUUCAAUGGGAGGUCCAACGAUGAGCCAUAUACGCAUUUGGCGGAAUUUUCUUCGGUUUGCAACACUAUCGGGGGGCACAGUUUUGCAUUAGAGGAGGUUAAACUUCGCUUGUUCCAAUUCUCAUUAAAGGACAAAGCGAAGCAAUGGUUCCUUACACUCCCGGCCAAUAGCAUUCGCACAUGGGGAGAGAUGCAACAAGCAUUUUUAGAUGAAUAUUACUCUAUGGAAAAGACCGACGACGCUCGCGAUGAAAUUAGGGCUUUUCGCCAAUUGUCAGGCGAAUUGUUGCAUGAAGCCUUUACAAGAUUUAAGGAAAUGAUGCGGAGAUGCCCACAUCAUCAAAUCGAGAAGUGGGAAUUGGUGAAGUGUUUUGUAUGUGGGUUGGAUAAUGCAACAUGGAAUCGUCUCAAGUCGACAAGUAACGGGACUCUUCUGAGCAACCAUGAAGAUGAUGAUUGGGAGUUUCUGGGACGAAUGAGCAAACAGUCAAAAGAAAAAGAAUCUGCCGAUCGAGCCAAGAAACAUCCUAUUUCCCGGUCACUUCCCGAUCUUGACUCUAAAGAUCGGAUUUCUACUCUAGAGCGGGAAAUGGCUCGAAUGAAGAGGAAAGAAGUGGGUGCAAUACAAUAUAGCGUAUGUGAAGAAUGUGGUGACAUCGGUCACCGGACCAAGAAAUGCCAAGCCACCACGGAUGUGAAUCAAGUGUAUGGAGACCGGAGGAAAUAUGAUAUGAACUCCAACACUUACCACCCCGGAUUGAGGAACCAUCCUAACUUUAGGUAUGGUAACGCCUCCAACCAAAUGAACCCGAAUUUCCAAUCGGGAAAUCAAGGUGGGUAUUCGCACCAAAAUCGCCAAGGAGGUAACCAAGGGGGUUAUCAAAGGAACAACAAUCAAACUGGUGGCGAUGACUUGAGUGCCAAAAUGGAUGCUUUGCUGAAUAUGCAAAAAGAAUCUCAAAACAUAUAA